Messenger RNA from Macrosteles quadrilineatus (aster leafhopper), 745 nucleotides. Its product is annotated as anti-sigma-I factor RsgI2-like. The transcript is spliced from 2 exons. Lineage: Eukaryota; Metazoa; Arthropoda; Insecta; Hemiptera; Cicadellidae. The coding region runs from base 45 to 623 and encodes 192 amino acids. The record is from RefSeq and is a predicted model, not a curated record.
GUGAGGACGGGUUCGUGGCCUCGCUCUAAACCAAGUGGAGGAAUAUGGGCCACUGGUUGAACAGGCACCCGCAGCAGCACAGAGACCACCCGUUUCUAUGCCUCCUUGCUGCCGGCUGCUCAAUCUCGCUGGAGUACGUCCUGAUCACCAGACAGCGGUCUACGCCCCGAGACCCACCUGCACCUGCAACGACACUAACACCAACACCCACACCAAGCCCCUCCGUCAGUUUCUCGUCAAGCGGAAUCAGCAUCCCCAACGUGCCCCCAAAUAGUCGAAUCUUCUACCCAGCGGCCCACCAACACCCACACCAAGCCCAUGGACCCCCAUCCGUCAGUACCCUCCGUACAAUACCCUCCGCCAGUUUAUCGUCAAGCGGCAUCAGCAUCCCCAACGUGCCCCCAAAUAGUCAAAUCUUCUACCCAGCGGCCCACCAACACCCACACCAAUCCCAUGGACCCCCAUCCGUCAGUACCCUCCGUACAAUACCCUCCGUCAGCUUCUCGUCGAGCGGUAUCAGCAUCCCCAACGCGCCCCCAAAUAGUCAAAUCUUCUACCCAGCGGACGAGGAGCUAGAUGUAUUCAUAUUGAUUGAGAUUACAAGCGUCAAAAGAGUAGUUUAAUUUUCUUAGUAAAUUUUUCGCAAAAGAUGGAGUUUAUGAAUGGAAGUGUGAUGUAAACAGUAUCUACUUACAAAUUUUACUUUUUGAUACUUAAUUUAUAGCUGUGAGUACAAGUAGUUAAA